Camelina sativa (false flax) is the source of this 555-nucleotide messenger RNA. Lineage: Eukaryota; Viridiplantae; Streptophyta; Magnoliopsida; Brassicales; Brassicaceae. The record is from RefSeq and is a predicted model, not a curated record.
AUGGCGAUCACUUCUAACACUGCACCAUGGUAUGCUGAUUUCGUGAAUUACAAGGUCUGCGGAGAAGUUCCUGAUGAGAUGGAUCCCUACAGGAAGAAGAAGUUUUUCCGAGAGGUUAACCACUACUUCUGGGAUGAACCCUAUCUGUACAAGAGAGCUUAUGAUGGUCACUUUGCCACGUUCAAGGCAGCUCAAAAGGUUCUUCAAGCGGGUCUCUGGUGGCCUAUCUUGUUCAAGGCCCCUCACGGUUUCAUUACCAAGUGUGAUGCCUGUCAGAGGAUGGGCAACAUCACAAGGAGGAACGAGAUGCCUCGGAAUCCGAUCCUAGAAGUAGAGAUAUUUGAUUUUUGGGGAAUAGACUUCAUGGGACCUUUCAACCCUCCAUCGAAUGGUAAUGUCUAUAUUCUGGUGGCAGCCGAUUACAUUUCUAAGUGGGUUGAAGCCAUUGCUAGUCCUACCAACGAUUACAAGGUUUUCAAGAGUAUGUUGAGGAAGUAUGGUGUUAAGCACAAGGUGUCGACUGCGUAUCACCCUCAGACCAGCGGACAGGUUUAG